AUGCAACCAGGUGGACAAAGUCUUGUUGAUCGGCUCUUAGCAGCGAAAAAUACAAUCGCUGGACAAGCAUUAGCUAAAGUUGUUUGUAAAGCAACAACGGAAGAAAUUAUGGGUCCUAAAAGAAAACAUUUGGAUUUUCUUUUACAAGCAACAAAUGAAAUGAAUGUAUCAAUACCACAAUUGGCUGAUUUAUUAAUUGAACGUACACAAAAUUCAUCAUGGGUUGUUUCAUAUAAAUCAUUAAUUACAAUUCAUCAUUUAAUGUGCUUUGGAAAUGAACGUUUUGAAGCAUAUAUGGCUUCCCAUAACCAUCGUCUUCAACCAGCUGCUUAUUUAGAUCGUAUGGGAAUGCCGGGUGGUGAUAUGUCAAGUUAUGUUCGACGUUAUGCUAAUUAUUUAAAUGAAAAACGAGAUGCGUAUAAAUUAACAGGUUUUGAUUUCUGUAAAAUUAAACGAGGAAAAGACGAUGGUGUACUUCGAACAAUGCCUACUGAAAAAUUGCUGAAAGCAUUACCUAUUCUUCAAAAACAACUUGAUGCUUUGCUUGAAUUCGAAGUUACACCAAAUGAACUAACAAAUGGUGUUAUCAAUAGUUGUUUUUUUCUUUUAAUUAAAGAUCUGAUACGUUUAUAUGCAGCAUUUAACGAUGGAAUGAUUAAUUUACUUGAAAAAUAUUUUGAUAUGAAUAAAAAACAAUGUCGAGAAGGAUUGGAUAUUUAUAAACGAUUUCUUGAACGAACAGAUAAAGUUUCAACAUUUCUUAAAGUAGCCGAAAAAUAUAAACAAUUAUUUGAGCGAGAUUAUUCAAGACAGACAUCGGGUAUGGAUCGAAGUGAAAUUCCUGAUUUAUCACGAGCUCCAAGUAGUCUUUUGGAAGCUUUGGAAAAUCAUUUGGCACAUAUGGAAGGUAAAAAACUUCCAACACAAGGAUCAAUCUCAAGACAACAAACUGAACAAGAUCUUAAAAGCUUUUCACGUGAUUUAAUAUUUAAUGAUAAUGAUGAUCCACAAAAAAUUCUUGAAGAAGAAGCGAAAGCACUUGCGCAAUUUAAUAAAAAUAAAGAUACUUCAUCACCAGUUGGAUAUAGUUCAGGCGCUCAUACAGCAAGUGGAAAUGGUUUUGGUGAUACAGAUUUCUUUUCUCAACAACCAUCUUCAUCAUCAGCGGCAGCAUCAUCAUCAAAUGGUCAAAAUGCAACUGUUCAACAGCAACAAUUAUUAACUGAUGAUCUAUUUUCACUUGCGACACCGCCAUCACAAUCAGGAGCAAAUACAUUUUUUAGUAAUAAUCAAAAUACUUUUCCUGCAUUUCAACAACAACAACCACAACAACCAUUCCAAUCAAAUGUUCUUCAUACAUCAGUGCCUAAAACAAACUUUUUCGAUGAUAUUCUUCAACCAACUUCGGUCUUAUCAGGCAAUAAUACAUCAACAGCACCAUUAUUUUCUAAUAAUCAAAACAUUCCAACGACUACCAAAGUACUUCAACCAGGUGAUCUUAAUCAAUCAUUAAAUCAAUUAUUUGAAAAUCUUGAUGUGAAAGAUCGAUCGAAAAUUGGAAAAGAUCAUCAAUGGGCACCUAGUGAUGGUAAAAAUCAACAAAAAAUUGGUAUUGGUAGUGGAAGUAUGAAUAGUCCUGGUACAACAUGGCCAAAUCAACCUCCAAUGGGUGGUCCAUUUGGUGGUAUGGCUGUUCAACAAAAUACAAUGUGGCAACAAGCACCACCACCGCAACCCUCAUUAACUAAUCCUUUUGCUGCACCACCACCUAGUGGUCCAUCGCAAAUGGGUUUUGGUGGUAUGGCUGCACGACCAAUGGGAGCAAAUACGAAUCCAUUUGCUGCUCAACCAACAUCAUUUGGUACAUCGCCAUUCGGUCAACAACCAAAACCAAAUCAACAGCAAGUCAAUGAUCCAUUUGGUGAUCUUUAA
Messenger RNA from Adineta steineri, 1932 nucleotides. The record is from the annotation of a GenBank genome assembly. NCBI's taxonomy places the organism in Eukaryota, Metazoa, Rotifera, Eurotatoria, Adinetida, Adinetidae.